UCAGCGGUGACGGAGGGGUAGUGGGUAGCAUGGAGGAUGAGGAGCCGUUGAAGCUAGCACAUAUUCCAAUAUAAUAGCAGCCAGAGGCGACCCAAAUGCCUACACGGUAUCUCGGUGCCACUUUGGCGGCGGCGGUGUUUACAGGGAGGCAGGAGGAGGAGGAGGAAGAGGAGGAGCAGGAGGAAGACUAGACAGUGUGGCAGACAGGUGCGCCUCCUCAGUCCGAGUGUUCCUCCCCCUGUCAGGUGCAGCAGACAUGGAUCCCCGCAACAAGGACAAGACGCGAAAUCCCAUGAAAGCCAAAACAAACAAGCGGAAAGAAAAGCACAGAAGCGGUGUGUUCACCAGGAGGAAGUCGCUUCGGUCUUUGAGUCAUUUCAUGGGCAGGAUUCUUAAAACUUUGAGCACUUUAGCGCACUUCGGCGAGGGACGACCGCCGGAGUCCAAGGAGAAGGAGGACGACGACGGCGGCUUCGGUCGGAGCGACAACGGCGGGUUCACAGACGACACCCUGGUGGGUCUCCCGAAGGUCGGCGCCGUGAAGAAGAGCGCCACUGUGUCCUCUCAUGGUUCAGUCAAGGAACGGCUGUCGUGGUGCUACGGCGACAAGACCCCCGGCGCGCUGGGGCUGAAGAACCACGGCAACACCUGCUUCAUGAACGCCGUGGUGCAGUGCCUCAGUAACACUGACCUGCUGGCUGAGUACCUCGGACUGGAGCAAUACAAGCCGGACUUGUGCCACCGGAGGGUGAGCGUCCAGGUGAGAGGAGACGAGACCUCUAGGGGAGAGGUGACCGACCAGCUGGCGUCGCUGGUUCGAGCCCUGUGGACACUGGAAUACACGCCGCAGCUCUCUGUGGACUUUAAGAGCAUUGUGGCCAAAUAUGGCACUCAGUUUCGGGGCAACUCUCAGCAUGACGCCCUGGAAUUUCUCCUCUGGCUGUUGGACAGAGUUCAUGAAGAUGCCAAAAACCCAAACAACAACAACAGCAGCAGCAGUAGCAACAACACCAAAGCCAACGUCAAGGGACCCAGCUCACUGGAGGACCUAUCCAAUCCUCGGUCGGCCAGCACACAGCAGCCUCGAGGCCGCAACAGUUUUGUCCAGGAACACUUCCAGGCCCAGUACAGGUCGUCUCUAACGUGCCCUCAUUGCCUUAAGCAAAGCAACACCUUUGACCCGUUUUUAUGUAUCUCCCUGCCCAUCCCUCUGCGACAAACCAGGCCCAUGUGUGUAACGUUGGUGUUCAGCACCAAGGGGCAAAGGUAUCUGCGGGUGGGCCUCGCUGUGCCUCUUUUUGGUUCCUUGUCUACCUUAAGAGCCAUGGUGGCUGAGGAGGGGGGCAUCUCUCCAGACCAGGUCAUCCUGGCCGAAUUGUAUUCCACAGGGUUUCAGCGUUCCUUCUCGGACGACGAUGACUUGACAGCAAUUGCUGAUAGCGACGUCAUCUACGCCUUUCAAACUGCGCCUCACUACGGUCGUGGAGGCUCUUCACCACACUCAGGGUAUCACCAUAGCCUCCCCAAUUCCCCCUAUAGCUCCACGGCUGUGCCUGGAAGUCAAAGGUUACCAUCAUCCGGCACAUUGUCCACUGAAUACCUGAGCCAGGGCAGCUCUUCCUCCAAGGUUCUGCUCCUCAUCUGCAACACAUCCGGAUCUGGCCCGCAAGCUGUCAGGUUUGGACCUCCAUUUAUCAUGCUUGAAGACAGGAGCAUCUCUUGGGAGCAGCUGCAGCAGAGUAUCCUCAACAAGCUCUAUUAUCUGAUGCUCAACAGAGCUCAGGCUCAGAACACAAGGGUGCUGUUUAAGAUCAGAGUGGUGGGAGGAUCGGCUGCCUAUAGCUACCUGUUACCUCAAGAUAGCAGGCCUCUGCAUCACACUGCCAUUGACAGAGCACUGAAAUGUUGUGGCCCUGGGGGACCUUCACAUGUCAAGGUCGUCAUUGAGUGGGAGCAAAAGCUGAAAGAUUGUCUGUUUGGCAGCAUCCAGGAGGAAGUAGUACAAGAUGCAGAGAGCGUGAGGAACCAGCAGCAGCAGCACCUGCAGCAACACAGUUGCACUCUGGAUCAGUGUUUCCAGCUGUAUACCAAAGAAGAGCAGCUUGCACCAGAUGAUGCCUGGAAGUGUCCCCAUUGCAAGCAGCUCCAGCAGGGCAUGGUGAAGAUGAGCCUGUGGACGCUGCCUGACAUACUCAUCCUUCACUUGAAGCGCUUCCGACAGGUGGGUGAGCGUAGAAACAAACUAUCAACACUGGUUAAUUUCCCCAUGACUGGCUUGGACAUGGCCCCCCAUGUGGUGAAGAGGAGCCAGAGUAUGCGCAACCUGAACAGUGGGUCCUGGAUCACAUCCUGGCCUAAAGCCUCAGGGAAACACCACCCGUCUGUUGACUUGACGCUCCCUCACGACUACCUGUAUGACCUCUAUGCCGUGUGCAAUCACCAUGGAGGAAUGCAUGGAGGACACUACACUGCCUAUUGCCGGAACUCUGUAGAUGGCCUGUGGUACAGCUAUGAUGACAGCAGUGUGGACUUGGUCCCAGAGGAGGAAAUAUGUACGAGAGGGGCCUAUAUUCUCUUCUACCAAAGACGCAACAUCAUUCCUCCAUGGUCGGCCAGUAGUUCCCUCAGAGGCUCUACAAGUUCUUCAGUGUCAGACCACUGGUUGAUCCGACUGACAGGAGACAGCAAGAGAGGCAGCAUGGUGUCACGCUCCUCCACCACCUGCCCGUCUUCCAUUCCCGACUCUCCUGAGUCUCCUGUCUUCUUCGAGAAUAAUACUAAACAAGAGAGAGGUGGAUUUGAGAGCAGACCUUUUGUCAGGGGACUCCAAGGUCGCAGCGUGAGCAUGAGGACACCCAGCAAGGCCAAGGAUGCCCUGAGCAAAGUGCUCCCCAUGCGUUGGUCCUUUGGUUCCAGAGACCGACGAAAGCCGGACCCGACUCCUCCGGCAACUGAAGAGCCCACCCCUGUUGAACUGGUCCAGUAUUUGGAGUCUGGCCGGCGGCCUCGCUGCACAAAAGAUCCCAUAGUGUCAUUAAUGAAUGAACCCCGUAGCUCAAAGGGAACAAAUGGAAGCCGAUCCUCAAGUGCAGGACGGAUAAGUUGUGUGGGGAAAACAGGAGAGGAGUUGCAGCCUGAGUCCAAACAAGUGCCAGAGGGCCAAAGGAGGCCAUCUGAUAAAAACUCCAGCUUCAGACAGAGCAAAGAGAGGCAGUCAAAAGACGAGGGUGCUGUCAGCGGUAGCUCAGGUAGUGACAGUCUUAUCAGAAGAAAAGAAGCCAGGAGGCAGAGCUCCUCGAACACACAGCAGGAUAUUGACAUCAAGAAAGUGUCUGGUGGGGUUCAGACCAGCAUUAGCACCUCCAGCAUUCUUGAUGGUACUCUCAGGAGGCGAGACAAAGAGAACAGGACUGAUCAGGAACGGCAUGUUGCACGUGAAGGAGGUUCUAAGGUCAAAAGCCAGGAGGGGCUGCUGGCUUUUUUUAAAGGUAACUUCCUGAGGAGGGACAAGGACUCCAGGAAUUCAGGGAUGAGGGGAGAUGACGACGACUGCGGCAGAAGGACUCUGCCCAGGCAAACGCUGUCUAACGGAGCAGCGGGGGGCGAUCGAAGAAGGUCUCACGGCUCAAGUCAUCAGGGUGAAGAACUGUUGAACGGUAAGGCAGGACGCAGCUCGUCCGACAUCAAACGCUCCCAGAGCUCGUCCAGCCUACCGGCCAGGACAGAACAGAGCAUGCGUAGGACGGCAUCGUUGCAUCGAAACAGCGCAUCGACACCCUCGACACGAGGGCAGAACGCGGACAAAACAACCUACGGUACGCUGCAGAGGACUCGCUACAGCACAACCUCUUUGGGACGCAAAAAGUCUGUACCAGAGUCGAGCUUCUGACAGGGACGCCAUGUCUGUAGAAAGCAAUAGAGCACAAUCAUUGCCACCUUUGCAUUAUGGAUUCCAAUGAAGAGCAGAAUGACAUACUGUGAUCUCUCUCUCUCGACUAAUGUGACUUGAAACAAGUGCCUCAGCAACUUCUAUGCAGUUUGGGCUAAUGUGUUAGACGACAAACACACAACUACCUAACAAAAAUGAUCCACAUUUGUGUCUUAUAGUCACGUUUCUUUAUUGCUUAUAAUCACGACACAUUGAUUGUUUCAUGAAAAGAAUGUAACAUGUCCUCCUGAUCCACUCAGCUAGUCAGCUUGAAUCCCUUCAUUCAUCUAAAUUCAUCGAUUUAUCCUCGUGUUACCCUGGAUCACGUUGUGCAACCUUUAAUUAGUCAUUCACUUAUGUGAUACACACAACAUUACAACCCGCGUAGGGACGUGACUUUUGAGAAAUUUUUGUUGUGUUUAUGCCCCCAGUCAGCCAUGUUUUGGUUGUUGAGCACUUAUAUUUGUUUUCACUCAUUCCUGCUUGGUCUGGAAUUCUUUGUACAGUAAAACCUCAAAUCAAACACAAUUUGUGCUGAUUUCAAAUCCAUUUCUCCGAUAGGAAAGAAUUAGUUCAAUAGACAUAGAGUAGAACCUUGGUUUUCGUCCUUAACCCUUCGUAGUGAAAACCGAAUACAUUUUUCCAUAAGAAACAAUGUAAAUCUAAUUAACCCGUUCCAGACACCCAAAAAUAUGAACACAAAACACAUAUUACACAGGAAAAAAAUAGAGAAUUAUUUGUUUUAUAUGCAGAGUGAAAUAAACAAAGUGAAAUACAUGACUUUUACCUUUACUGAAGACUAGCAAAGACAGAGACGAGCAGAGGGGGUACGGACGGAAAAGCCACACGGGCGCUGGACUCUAAUCUGUUCCACACCUAACUUUAAAGAGUUGACAGUCGUAUACUUGCUCACUUGAACCUUCAUGUAAACCUCAGUGGCAUGUACAAUCAUCAUUACACACACUGGCCCGACUCACUGUCUGUUAUUUGCCUCCAUUCCCCCUGCAACCAAUGUGAACUAAGGAACCUUUCCAUUACAAUCCUACUGUAACAGACUCAACCUUUGUUCUUUGCUAUGACUUCUUUCUUUAUCAAACUUCAGGAACUUGCAACUUUUUUUUUUUUUUUUGCAGCCGAUAUAAAUUUUCAAAACACAGAUUCCUCUAACACUCAGAAAUACGGAUUGUGCUUGAAAGCCUCAUCAGCGCACGGUGCAGUGCUUGAAAGGCGGAAAGACAGCGACAGAUAGAGUGUUCGUUGUUGUGUGUGCGUUCUACGAACAAAUAAACCACACACACAUAAUACAGAUGAUUAAAGGAUUCCCUGGGCGGAAUCUGUCUAUAGGGGCCCAACUCUAAAAGAACCACUAUCCAGUUUGUCAGGCGAAUGAUAACGGAAACAAUGUAUGAAAACCGAGACAUAUUUGUGGCAAUAAUUUUCGUGGAAAACGGGGGUGCACGAAAACCAAGGUUCCACUGUGAAACGGUCAGCAUCAUGAAAGUUUAUUAACCGUACAGUCAAUGUUUGAAGUAACAUUUGAACAUUUAUCACUCUCAUACAAGUGUCAAAUUAGGUUUACCUUGUAAUAUUAAUACAUUAAUUAAAAUGAUAUCCCAGAUGCACAUUCUGUAAUAGUAAUUGUCACACAAGUGUAAAAAGAAGUCAGCCACUAAUGAGAUAUAAAAGACGUACAAACAAAAUGCUAACAUCAAGUUAGGAGGCCAUUUUGUUUUUCUUGAAACAAACUUUCCAAGCUGUUGUUCAUAUUUUGAGGUACCACUCUAUCACUUUGCAUACCACCUCUACUGCUGCCUCUCAAUUCAGUAAAUGUUAUUAAAAAUAAAAGCAAGCUCACUUAGCGCUUGCGCCACCAUUGAAAGUUGUUGCUGUUAUAAGCUCAAUGCUUAUUUUUGUAAUAGCACGCAAUGUACACAGUAACUGUCUUCGGAGCUUCUUUUCCCUCUCAUCGAGUGCAGAAAUUUGUCACCUUCACUAUCAAAAUAUCAAAUCUCUUUUGUAUGGUAUGAAACAUUUGCUUGCUUUCAUUUCCUUCAACCUUGAAACAAAUUAUCGGCAGCAAGUUGCGUGUUUUGUUCGCCUGUGAAUCACUUCUCUUUUCAGUGUUUCACGUUGCUUCGAGGUUUUUUUUUUGUAUUUUGUAUUGAAUGCUAUCAGUCCAUAAUUCUUCUGCAGCAGGGCUCCCCUGACAUGACAUUUUUCCUGGAUAAAAUAAGGUUCGAUGACUACCAGUCAAAUUUGACCACACGAGGACACACUGUGAUCUUUCUACCCUCAUUCAGUCUUUUAAGUGUAAUUUAGUUUCAAGCCACUCCGAAGCACAGCUUUGAACAGUAAUGUUAGCACAGACCAUUAACUGCAUGAGAGAUGCUCCUGGCUGGUUUGUUUAUGUUAUAGACAAGUGAUUCAAAAAUAAUAAUGUAACGACCCCACGUCCGUGAAUGCACCUUGCGUCUAUGCUAUUCGCUAGCUACGCCACCAUGAGCUGUGUGCCAUGUUUAUGGCCGACUUGGUCAAGCUUGAGCGAGAGGAAAAGGACAUUGAGUGUGGACUUAAAGUGCUGUCUGUCCGACAGACACACCGCUAAGAUAGUAAAAUAUCUACCUGAGAAGAGUGUGGCAUAAAGCGAACGCGCAAAACUUUUUAAACAUUUUUUUGCACAAUUUUGAGUGAAAAACUGUCAACCUUCUUUGAAUUUAUAAAUGUGUCCUAAAGUGCUAACUUAAAUUUGCUGUUUAUCAAUGCAACCAUGUUUAUAUUUAACUAGAAUAUGAUGACGCAUUAGUGCCACCGUGAACAAAAAUGUAUAAAGUCUUCCCUUGUUAAUCAUGGUUAAUUGUUUCCAGACCCAACCGCCAUAAAUGAAUUUCCCCAAUACAGAAUUCAUUCUCAAUAAAUGGAAUUUAUUUUUAUAGUUAGAGCAUAGAAAAACUGUUUACUAGGGAUGAACCGGUUACUCGUUUUAGGCGAUUAUCCAUUACGGAAAAUGCAUUUUUGCCGAGCACAAGCAUGAAAUGAGUACAGCUCGUCAUUAUCCGUAAUUGUGAUGAAGGAAAAUCCUCAUUGGGUAACUACUUAUGUACUCUUCAAUCUUCACACUCUGUGAUUGGCCUGUCACACACACAGAUUCCCUACAGUCAGAGAGAGGAACCAUGCCACAGAAUACAGUGACUAGCAGUGACUCUGCUAGCUGGGCUCGACUCCAGCUCACGUUCUCUAUUUCGCUCUAUUUCGGUUUGUAUGACAUAUAAAGUUAGUUGGUAGACUUGUUUUGUUACGUACACGGUGCAUUUAACAAGACAGAGUUUAAAAUGGCUCCUGUUGCGUCGGUCACUGCCGGUGUUUGUUUUUUUUUUCCAUCUGCUUGCUUCUAAUUUGGCUGGUGGUAUAAAGUCAGUUGGAAAACUUUGCUCGUACUACUGAACGCAGUGCUUUUGAGAAAACUACAGUGAACGAGGCUGACAGAUUAUUUCCCUGUUUGCCAUCACUGGAUGUUUGCAUGAAUCGCCAACAGGACAGGACAAAAAAAAAAGUGGUGUACUCGCACAUCCCUACUGUUUCUGACUUUCUAAAUACGUUUUCUAACAUUAUUAGGGCCCCGUAGACAUGAAAUAACACCCCUAUAGUUACCUUUACACUCCUAUUCCUCAUUGUUUCUGCUAGUGAGUUAACAGGCUAGCGAGCUAACCAGUUAGCCUUGAAUUUAUUUCUUUUAAAUUUUAAAUAUUUUAAAUGUAUUUCUCUUAAAGCCAAACUUACACUUCCACACGGAAUGGGAGGAUAACUUUUUUUUACUCUAUCAUG
Dunckerocampus dactyliophorus (ringed pipefish) is the source of this 7750-nucleotide messenger RNA. It is a transcript of the gene usp43a, whose product is annotated as ubiquitin specific peptidase 43a. The transcript has 16 exons. Lineage: Eukaryota; Metazoa; Chordata; Actinopteri; Syngnathiformes; Syngnathidae. Gene Ontology annotation, biological process: protein deubiquitination. Bases 257 to 3889 code for a protein of 1210 amino acids. Gene Ontology annotation, molecular function: cysteine-type deubiquitinase activity. The record is from RefSeq and is a predicted model, not a curated record.